AUGUCCGGAAUGGAAAGAUUGCACCGGAUGUUCGCCGGAGCCGGCGGUGCCCUCGGCCAUCCUCCGCCGGACUCACCAACCCUUGAUUCAUCCGAACAAGUGUACAUCUCAUCACUUGCUCUUCUCAAGAUGCUGAAACACGGUAGAGCAGGGGUACCCAUGGAAGUUAUGGGUCUGAUGCUGGGGGAGUUUGUGGACGAGUACACGGUUCGUGUGGUGGACGUUUUCGCUAUGCCACAGAGCGGGACUGGGGUCAGUGUUGAGGCAGUAGAUCACGUUUUCCAGACUAAUAUGCUUGACAUGCUCAAGCAGACGGGCAGGCCUGAGAUGGUAGUUGGUUGGUACCAUUCACAUCCAGGAUUUGGAUGCUGGCUUUCAGGUGUAGAUAUCAACACGCAGCAGAGUUUUGAAGCUUUGAAUCAGAGAGCAGUGGCUGUGGUUGUGGACCCCAUUCAGAGUGUGAAAGGGAAGGUGGUAAUAGAUGCCUUCCGGCUCAUUAACCCUCAGACCAUGAUGCUCGGUCAAGAGCCACGGCAGACAACUUCCAACUUGGGACAUCUCAAUAAGCCAUCUAUCCAAGCCCUAAUUCAUGGUUUAAACAGGCAUUAUUAUUCCAUAGCCAUAAACUACAGGAAGAAUGAGCUGGAGGAGAAGAUGCUUCUGAACCUUCACAAGAAAAAAUGGACUGAUGGUUUGACUCUCCAGAGGUUUGACACACACUCCAAGACAAAUGGACAAACUGUCCAGGAGAUGCUAAACCUAGCUGUUAAGUAUAAUAAAGCAGUCCAGGAGGAGGAUGAACUACCGCCCGAAAAACUAGCGAUUGCUAAUGUAGGAAGGCAAGACGCCAAGAAACAUCUUGAAGAACACGUCUCGAACUUGAUGUCCUCGAACAUCAUUCAGACAUUAGGGACAAUGCUCGACACUGUUGUGUUUUGA
This is a messenger RNA of Striga hermonthica, 939 nucleotides long. Lineage: Eukaryota; Viridiplantae; Streptophyta; Magnoliopsida; Lamiales; Orobanchaceae. The record is from the annotation of a GenBank genome assembly.